AUCCAAGUUCACCUUGCGAACCAAAGGCAGCUCGACGCCAGAUCUUGAGGACGUCCAGCCUUAAUCCUCUCUUCACUUCUCAACGUACUUUUCCACGCUCUCCAUUCCCUUGUGGCGUGACGAUUUUUCCAUCUUCCUUCCUUUAUAGAAAUCACCAGUCAGUCUAGACGACUGCGAGGAUCAGCACUUUCGUGUCGAACACGGCCCAACUCACCUCACGUUGAACGUUCAUUUCCCACAACGCGACACAAACACAACACAUACGGGACUCACCCAGACUCAGAGAAUCAAGAAAAGGUCUUACACCAGCAACACCAGCGUUGACCAAGCUCUCGGUCGUACCAAUCACUCUCCUUCCGCCAACUCACCGGUCGGCUAAACCCGAGCAUCUAUCGCCUCUUCUUUCCUUCACCAACUCGGUCGAGAAAACGGAACCCCGAUUCUCACCACGAACUUCCUGCACACGCAACUUUUCCCACCCGGAAGACUGAGCCUGCAGAAGAUUUCUUCACUUCUAUUCAUCAUAGCUUUCGCUGUCAGCAGAAACCCAACAUUCUUCGGCGAUUGACAGCUCGUGCUCCGCCGCCACCCGCCCACAUCCACGCCUCUAUCUGCCUUGCAGGUAUUGCAGCACGCGCACACGCACCUUCCCCACCGAAACUUCCACUUCUGGACUUCGGCCCAAUCACGCCUGCAGCCCUCGCACCACCAUCACCACCCUCUCGGCGGUAUCAAUUCUGAGCAGCCGGCACCGACGCUACGUUCUAUUCGGAGCCAGACCCUCCACCCAGCCGAGCUCCAGGUCCCCCAUUACUAGGGUCCUCUCCCCCAAAGGCUCAUUCCAGGCUGUCUGUUGUUCUCACGAGCCACAUGUCGGACACUCACCAACACAACACCUUCGCCAUGUCGUCGAUAUCUAGGGCCUUCACAACCCGCAGGGUGAAGCAGAGCAUCGACGUUGCCGCCGCUGCCAACAAGGCCAACAAGGAGAAUGGUCCUCAACGAAGCAAGACCACCAAGACUCCUCAUGUUUCAGUCCGGCACCAAAUCUCAGCACCCGUCGAGCUGAUUCACACCACCAACAUGCUAUCGUACAAUGCGCCAGAUAUCUCUCGGAACACCUCAAGCAGCAACUCGACCAAGUCCGCCGAAUCCGCCAAGUCUUCAGACGAAGAGCCAGACAGCCCGAGCACUGUCGCUUCCACGCCUCCCACCAGCCCUGAUGUCGACCGCGAUGAGCAGUCCAAGUCGAUGCAGCCGAACCAUCUCUCCUGCUACUUUGUCGCACCGGUAUCAGCAAAGGAUUACGUUGUGCCCGAGGUUCCUCCUGUGCCUGCUAUCCCCAAGCGAUCCCCUUCUCACACCAAGAAGGCGUCUUACGACGCCAUCGCCCGCCAACGAUCAAUCUCAGCCAUGUCGCGGGACUCGGAUCACACUCUCUCCACCAAGGCCAGCUUUAGCUACUCAAGGACAUCGUCAGCCUCGACCGCCGCAUCCACCAUGUCUCACAACUCCAUGACACCCAGCAUUAAGCCGCCAGUCCCUUCUAUUCCUCCUGUCGCGUACCAGCAGCAACAGAAGCCUGCCAUCAUCGAGUCGCAUCCUUUUGGUCGUGAGCUGGCUCAAGUUUCCGAGAUUGCCGAGGACUACGGCAUCAAGCACUCCAUUCUCGACGAAGAGGAGCAGGCGCUGAAGGCGCAGGGCCUUUACAAGCACAGCGCCGAGGACUACAUGGGCGAAGUGCAGAGCCUCUUCCACGCCUUCUUCCAGGAAAGCUACGCGCAGCCGCAGUCGCACGCCAGGCCGGCGGCGGCGGAAGUGUGGAUCUAAACCCACGCGCUCCAAAUGCCACAAUGUCGACUUGUCGGCAUUUUCCAAUCAUUCGUUGUACAUAUUGAAGUGAGUGCGCGCAUGCGACUCAACUUUCACGCGGCAUGCGGGAGUGUUCCGGUUCACAUGGCAGCCUGAGGCGCCCGGGUUGGCGAUAUUUUGGUCCGGGGAGUAAUCGGGGGAUUGACUUGGAUCCUUUUGGAUGGAUCCUGAAUGGCGUUUUGAGUAAACAGGACUGGUAGAACAUGUUCAGUCCAAUGUGUGGAUGUCCUCUCGCGCCCGACGGCAGCAAAACAAGACACAGUUUUGACCUUC
Messenger RNA from Verticillium dahliae VdLs.17, 2145 nucleotides. RefSeq lists its product as uncharacterized. The transcript has a single exon. The record is from RefSeq and is a predicted model, not a curated record. The coding region runs from base 904 to 1830 and encodes 308 amino acids. NCBI's taxonomy places the organism in Eukaryota, Fungi, Ascomycota, Sordariomycetes, Glomerellales, Plectosphaerellaceae.